UCACUUGGGUUGCUGGUGGAACCAAAUCUCUGCCUGUGCCACAAUAUUGGUGUAUCUCUCAAACACUGCCCAAAAUAUCUUUGAUAGCAUGAAGUGGAUGUUAUCUGAGUAGCCAUGUCAGAAAUUAAAGCAUGGGCAGUUCUGGCUGAGUGUCUUGGAAUUAUCAUCUUUGUCUUUAUCAGCCUCUCAGCUACAAUAUGGGACAGAAAUAAUUCUUACCCUGACAUAAAAGAGGCAUUUGCCUUUGGCUUGUCCAUUGCCACAUUAGCUGAGUGUAUAGGUCAUAUUAGCGGUGCCCGCCGGAAUUCUGCCACCACCCUUGGCCUCCUGGCCAGCUGCUAGAUGAGUAUGCUCAGAGCCCUUUUCUACAUGAUAGCUCAGAUUUCAGAAACAGUGGCUGGCAGUGCCAUUGUGUAUGGUAUCAGGCCAAAAAACAUAGAUUUACUUGGUGAUAACACGCUAAAUGGAAUCAGCCCAUUGCAAGGUUUUGAUGUAAAAUUCCUUCUCACCCUUCAGUUGGUCCUGUGUGUGCUUGAUGUCACAGACAGAAGAUGUGCUUUCGGACUUGUACCUCUGGCAAUUGGAUUGUUGUUGUAGGGCUGGGCCACCUUGCUGGGCUGAGUAUCAAAAUAUUUCUACCCUCCAUCAAUUUGGUAGAUGGUUUCUCGAUCUUGCUGUGGCAUGAUACAAUGGAUUGGCAUAGGAUGAACUGGCUUUAAAUCAGUCUUGCUGAAGUUAUGGCCAGAGAGGCAAGUGGUGUUUUCCUCUGGUUUACAGAUCAGCUUCACAGGAUGCGG
Molecule: messenger RNA, 797 nt
Organism: Sander lucioperca (pikeperch)
Lineage: Eukaryota; Metazoa; Chordata; Actinopteri; Perciformes; Percidae
Product: aquaporin-2-like
Biological process (GO): transmembrane transport
Cellular component (GO): plasma membrane
Molecular function (GO): water channel activity
Source: RefSeq, a predicted model, not a curated record